AUGUAUACUAAAGAAGAUACCUGUGCUACUAACAUUUCAGCGUCUCUUCUAAAGUUUUUUAAAAUAGGACUGUUCGAAACUAUUUACGCAAAAAGUGGCUCGAAUCCUGAUACGCCGAGAAAUUAUGAUACACCAUGUGGAGAAGCACCUGAAAGGAAAUGUGCUUGCUUGCCAGAAACUGAAAAUAGAAAAUGCAAGACUGGCGAUCGCGGUAAAACCGGCGCAGGUGUGACAGGAUCUCGUACUGGUCGUGUCUGUGAAAAAGAACCGGACUUGCCAGCCGGCGCUGUUAAUCCUGGUCUUUUACGCUACAUACACAAUGCGGCACGUUACAGAAUCCCACAAUGUUUUGAAGGCGGCUGUGUAUCCGUUAAGCAGCAGAGCCCGAAAAGCAAUUGGAUUCUCGGGCAUACCCUUUCGUGUAGUUCAGUAUCUCCUGGUGGCUACAAAGUGUUACUAUCGUAUGUAGACAGGGAAAAACCCACUGGCAUUCCAUAUUUUGUUAUGGAGGCUGCACCAGGUGGACAGAUGAGCUGUGAGGUCCGCGUGGGCCCGACUCAGAGCACACGGGCUACCGUGGUGGCUCAGAUAGCAGACACCGAAUUCUAUAGUUUCGAAAGCAUCUUUGAUGCUUAUUUCAAUAGUUUCACAGCUUCAGUCAUCGCUGUUAACAGGGAAUUUAUAGCGCUACACUAUUUACAGGCAAGGAACAAUUAUAUAUGUACUUUUUAA
Diatraea saccharalis (sugarcane borer) is the source of this 732-nucleotide messenger RNA. The record is from the annotation of a GenBank genome assembly. Lineage: Eukaryota; Metazoa; Arthropoda; Insecta; Lepidoptera; Crambidae.